GUGCUGCUCAGUAAACCAGCAUCAGUUCAUAACAAACUUUCACAGCGUUAACACACUUUUUCCAACACACAAGAAUUAAAGAAUUUUUUUAUUUAGCAAAUUCUACAACUUUCAAAAAGAAUAUUAGAAUUUUCCAAUUCACCAAUAACAACAAAUCAAAAUGUUUACGGAUACAAAGAACUUGGCAAAUUUAACGGUAAACACCUCAAAUGCGGCCGCCAAACAAAUCAACACCCACUCAUCAGAAGAUGAAAAGUUUAAAUUGAAAAAAAUGUGGAAACCCAUAUUACGGUUAAUGUCGCGAAAAUCAGCUUUGGCGAAAAAUGGCAAACGUGACAAUAGCAGCUCCAUACCAAACAAUGUAAAUCUCAACAAUGCCUCCCAAUAUAACAGUUCAAAUAAGGAUAGUUUAGCAGCAUUAGAAGACAGCAUUAGCAGCAGUAUUCAAACACAUAAACUGCCUUUGGCGGAAUAUUGGCAAACCCAGCAACAACAAACAACCUCACAACAAGAGACUUCAACAAAACCUUUGGAAUUUAUCAGAAAAGCUAGCAUAGAUAAAACUCCCUUGGAUACCUGUACGAAUUGUGUUUAUGGACGCAAUUGUCAACACACACAAUUCCAUCAAACACAAACAACACUGGAUUUAAAUCUCUCACCCUACCACCAACAUCACCAUCAGCAGCAAAAUUUCAAUUAUUUUGAUGCCGAAGAUGGUUGCUUCGUUUGGUCUGAUAAUAUGGCAGAUAUCGAUGAAAAUGCUUUAAGAGAAUGGUUUUGGCAAAAUUCUUGGCAGUUUGCAGAAAAUGCAACCAUGUGUUGAAGAAAACCUACCAAACAAACAAACAUCCUCCUUCUCCUCCUCAUCAUCAUCAACAUUAACUACAACUCUGUGUUGUUGUCAAUACAACUCUGUUACAUUGUAAACACAGUGUUGCAUUUGAUGUUAUUCCUUCUUAACGGAAAUAUCAAUAAGGAUCUCAAAACUAAAUGUUGCUCAAAAUGUUAGUGAAUUUUUUUUACAAUCAUACCCACCAUAUCCCAAAACCCAAACAAACGCCUUUAGCUUAGUUAUAAUUUAAUUAUUUAGUUAAUAGUAGUAUUUAAUUGUUUAUUUAAACUGUUGUUUUUUGCAAUAAUAAUUUAAUUGUGAUAAUGUUAUUAGUUAUUUGUUAGUUAUAAUAAUAUAAAAUGAAUAAAAUAUUUUAUAUAAUUUAUAAAUAUAUAAUAAGACCAGUGCAAAAAUGAAAAGAAUGGAAGACAUGAAACAUAUAUAUAAAUAUAAAGAAGACAUUGAAUCGUAAAAGAAAA
Molecule: messenger RNA, 1311 nt
Organism: Lucilia cuprina (Australian sheep blowfly)
Lineage: Eukaryota; Metazoa; Arthropoda; Insecta; Diptera; Calliphoridae
Gene: E(spl)m2-BFM
Product: enhancer of split M2 protein
Exons: 1
Coding region: 161-823 (220 amino acids)
Biological process (GO): Notch signaling pathway; sensory organ development
Source: RefSeq, a predicted model, not a curated record